Odocoileus virginianus texanus is the source of this 4342-nucleotide messenger RNA. Lineage: Eukaryota; Metazoa; Chordata; Mammalia; Artiodactyla; Cervidae. The record is from RefSeq and is a predicted model, not a curated record.
UAGCAAUGUACCUUAUAAAAAGCAAAUACUUUCAAAGUGUUUGUUUAUUUUGUUUGAGACCCUUUCUUUUUCCUCAGGCCCAGAACAAACUUCCUGAAACUCAUGACCCAUGAAGUCUUGUCAACAUUCACACCGUCUGAGGCGAUCAGCAAUGAAGUAGAAGAAGCAGCAGUGCGUGGCAGGGGAUUGUGGUACCCUUUGAGUGACUCUGGUGGCUUCGGAGACAUUGGCUUUGGACCCUUUGUGACACAGCAUGCCUUGUGGAAAGAUGAUGAUGCAGAGAGAAAAGCAGCCCAAGGUCACACUCGCCUGCCUCCUCUUCGCUGCUGCAGGCUGCUUUGCGGACCUGAAUGAGGUUCCUCAGGUCACUGUCCAGCCUUCUUCCACUGUCCAGAAGCUCGGAGGAACCGUGAUCCUGGGCUGCGUGGUGGAGCCCCCCUGGAUGACCACCACCUGGCGCCUGAACGGGAAGGAGCUGAACGGCUCAGAUGACACCCUGGGCAUCCUCAUCACCCGCGGGACCCUCGUCAUCACUGCCCUCAACAACCACACCGUGGGCCGUUACCAGUGUGUGGCGCGGAUGCCUGCAGGGGCCGUGGCCAGCGUACCAGCCACCGUGACACUAGCCAAUCUCCAGGACUUCAAGUUAGAUGUGCAGCACGUGAUUGAAGUUGAUGAGGGGAACACAGCGGUCAUCGCCUGCCACCUUCCUGAGAGCCAUCCAAAAGCCCAGGUCCGGUACAGUGUCAAACAGGAGUGGCUGGAGGCCUCCCGGGAUAACUACCUGAUCAUGCCAUCGGGGAACCUCCAGAUCGUGAACGCCAGCCAGGAGGACGAGGGAAUGUACAAGUGCGCCGCCUACAACCCGGUGACGCAGGAAGUGAAGACCUCAGGCUCCAGCGACAGGCUGCGCGUGCGCCGCUCCACAGCUGAGGCUGCCCGCAUCAUCUAUCCACCAGAGGCCCAGACCAUUGUUGUCACCAAAGGCCAGAGUCUCAUCCUGGAGUGUGUGGCCAGCGGGAUCCCACCCCCGAGGGUUACCUGGGCCAAGGAUGGCUCCAGUGUUGCCAGCUACAACAAGACACGUUUCCUGUUGAGCAACCUCCUCAUCGACACCACCAGUGAGGAGGACUCUGGGACCUACUGCUGCAUGGCCGACAAUGGGGUUGGGGAGCCCGGGGCUGCGGUCAUCCUCUAUAAUGUCCAGGUGUUUGAACCCCCCGAGGUCACCAUGGAGCUGUCUCAGCUGGUCAUCCCUUGGGGCCAGAGCGCUAAGCUCACCUGUGAGGUGCGUGGGAACCCCCCGCCCUCUGUGCUGUGGCUGAGGAAUGCUCUGCCCCUCACCUCCAGCCAGCGCCUCCGACUAUCUCAUCGGGCCCUGCGGGUGGUCAGCAUGGGGCCCGAGGACGAAGGUGUCUACCAGUGCAUGGCCGAGAAUGAGGUUGGGAGCGCCCAUGCUGUGGUCCAGCUGAAGACCGCCAGGCCAGGCGCCACCCUGAGACCGUGGUGGGAUACUCAGUCGGCCACUGUCACACCUCCAGUGCCACCCUCCAGACCUGGCGGCCCUGACCAGAUGCCCAAGGGCCACCCAGGGCUAUUGAGGCCCCCAGCAUCAGCGCAGCCAGCCUCCCCACAGUGUCCCAGGGGUCAGGGGCCAGUGGCCCCUGCCGAGGCUCCCAUCAUCCUCAGCUUGCCCCGCACGUCCAAGACUGACUCAUACGAACUGGUGUGGCGGCCUCGGCAUGAGGGCAGCAGCCGGGCACCGGUCCUCUACUACGUAGUGAAACACCGCAAGCAGGUCACCAACUCCUCUGAUGACUGGACCAUCUCUGGCAUUCCGGCCAGCCAACACCGCCUGACCCUCACCAGACUAGACCCUGGGAGCUUGUAUGAGGUGGAGAUGGCGGCCUACAACUGUGCAGGCGAAGGCCAGACGGCCAUGGUCACCUUCCGAACUGGACGACGGCCCAAACCUGAAAUUGUGGCCAGCAAGGAGCAGCAGAUCCAGAGAGAUGACCCUGGAGCUGGCCCCCAGAGCAGCAGCCAGCUGGACCAUGGCCGCCUGUCCCCCCCAGAAGCUCCAGACAGGCCCACUAUCUCCAUGGCUUCUGAGACUUCAGUGUACGUGACCUGGAUUCCCCGUGGGAACGGUGGCUUCCCCAUCCAAUCCUUCCUUGUGGAGUACAAGAAGCUGAAGAAAGUGGGGGACUGGAUUCUAGCCACCAGCGCCAUCCCUCCCUCCCGGCUCUCAGUGGAGAUCACAGGCCUAGAGAAAGGCACCUCCUACAAGUUCCGAGUCCGGGCUCUGAACAUGCUGGGGGAGAGCGAGCCCAGCACCCCCUCCCGGCCCUACGUGGUGUCAGGCUACAGCAGCCGAGUGUACGAGAGGCCUGUGGCAGGCCCUUACAUCACCUUCACUGAUGCCGUCAAUGAGACCACCAUCAUGCUCAAGUGGAUGUAUAUCCCAUCAAGUAACAACAACACCCCAAUCCACGGCUUUUAUAUCUAUUACCGACCCACAGACAGUGACAACGACAGUGACUACAAGAAGGAUAUGGUGGAAGGGGAUCGAUACUGGCAUUCCAUCAGCCACCUACAGCCAGAGACCUCCUAUGACAUUAAGAUGCAGUGCUUCAAUGAAGGAGGGGAGAGUGAGUUCAGCAACGUGAUGAUAUGUGAAACCAAAGCUCGGAAGUCUUCAGGUCAGCCUGGUCGACUUCCACCCCCAACUCUGGCCCCACCUCAGCCACCACCCCCUGAAACCAUAGAGCGGCCAGUGGGCACGGGGGCCAUGGUGGCCCGCUCCAGUGACCUGCCCUACCUGAUUGUUGGGGUCGUCCUGGGCUCUAUCGUCCUCAUCAUCGUUGCCUUCAUCCCCUUCUGCUUGUGGAGGGCCUGGUCUAAGCAAAAGCAUACAACAGACCUGGGAUUUCCUCGAAGUGCCCUUCUGUCCUCCUCUUGCCAAUAUACUAUGGUACCACUGGGAGGGCUCCCAGGCCACCGAGCCAGUGGGCAGUCUUACCUCAGUGGCACCAACGGCCAGGCCUGUGCCAAUGGGGUAUACGUGAACAGGGCCUGCCCUGUAGCUGCCGUGGGCUACCCAGGCAUGAAGCCACAGCAGCACUGUCCAGGGGAGCUUCAGCAGCAGGAGGAUGUGAACAGCAUGCUGAGGCAGACCUUUCUUGGCAGUGGAUUCGACCCCCACAGUCCACAGAUUCCCAGAGCACCCAGGUCUAACCCGGAUGAGGGCGCUUUCCUGUAUACACUGCCCGAUGACUCAGCUCACCAGCUGCUCCCGCCACACCGCGAUUGCCACCACCUCCAGGAGCAGCCUGAAGCCACGGGCCAGCCAGGCAUGAGGAGUGUACCCCAGAGUCCUGGGCUGGAAGCCAUGUGGGACCCUGUUUUUCACCCAGGACCCCCAUGCUGCCUGGGCCUCGUGCCGGUUGAAGAGGUGGACAGUCCCGACUCCUGCCCCGUGGGGAAAGGAGACUGGUGUCCCCAGCACCCCUCAGGGGCCUAUGCUGGGCAGGAACUCGGGGUGCGGCUCUCCCCCAGCCCACCAGUGCAUAUGUCUUUUGAAACACCACCUCCUACAAUUUAGGCAGAAGCUGAUAUCCCACAAAGACUAUAUAUUAUUUUUUUUAAAGAGAGGAGAUUGGUAUUUAUUUUUCUAUAAUAGCCGUAUUUAUAUAUUUAUGCACUUGUAAAUAAAUGUAUAUGUUUUCAUAAUUCUGGAGAGACACAGCAAGUCCUCCCCACUGAGGUCUGAGAUGGAAAACAAGCCACAGCAUAACAGGCAUCAACAGGCGAAGAGCAACACAGUCUGAGGAGGCAACAUUCCCCUUGGACCCUGUGCCACUGCCCAGGGAGGGCUGCAGCAGACCCACAGAAAAGCCUGUGGCAGGAGGACUCUAGGCACACCAUCCACAGUGACCAUGAGAGAAGCAGAGCCAGAGCCAUGGCAUCAGAGCUGGAGCCACCGUGACAGUGGCUGGAUCUGGUGCUGCUGGCAACGUUUUCCCGAGAUGCCUGUGAGAUAGACUGAGAUGUGUAUAGUACUGUGAGCAUUAGCAAACCUUCCAGAAGCAAUAAUCUGUGACAACAUAUCUCUGUAAAAAUAAACACUGUAACAUCUAAAUAAAUGUUUAGUCUUCCCUAUAACCUUCAGCUUAGUCAUGUAUGAGUCAGCAUUCUCUUCAGAUGUUAGGAUUCAGUGAGUAUUUGAAGAAACAUCCACUUGGCAACAUUUUCAGAUCCGUCAAGGAGAGAUCUGGAAAAGGCAGCAAACAUUUCUGAUUUUGUCCUUUUAAAUGUCGAAUGUCAGUUGUGUUUUCAUCAA